CCGCCCCCUUCCGGGCGCCAUUGAGAGCGUGGCGGUAGCUCGGCGCCUGCCGUCCAGCCCUGCCCGGACCGAUGCCCUCUAGUGGCUCAGUGUCUAGAAGCCGCCAAAGAGGACGACCCAUGGCAUCCCGGAGCUUUGACGGGUCCCGCCGCGGGAGUCUCCGGCGGGCGGGCGCACGCGAGCCUCGGAGCGAGGUGGCCGAGGCGGCCGCCCAGGCUUCUGGGUCCUCUUGGUCUUCGCCUUUCUUCUCGGUGUGGGCUCCGCCGGCUGCUGGCCCUGCGGCCUCCGGCCCGAUUGACAUGGCGGCGGUGUUGCAGCAAGUCCUGGAGCGCACGGAGCUGAACAAGCUGCCUAAGUCCGUCCAGAACAAACUUGAAAAGUUCCUUGCUGACCAGCAAUCCGAGAUCGAUGGCCUGAAGGGGCGGCAUGAGAAAUUUAAGGUGGAGAGUGAACAACAGUAUUUUGAGAUAGAGAAGAGGCUGUCCCACAGUCAGGAGAGACUUGUGAAUGAAACCCGAGAGUGCCAAAGUUUGAGGCUUGACCUAGAGAAGCUCAACAAUCAACUGAAGGCGCUAACUGAGAAAAAUAAAGAACUUGAAGUUGCUCAGGAUCGCAGUGUUGCCAUUCAGAGCCAGUUUACAAGGACGAAAGAAGAAUUAGAAGCUGAGAAAAGAGACUUAGUUAGAACCAAUGAGAGACUAUCUCAAGAACUUGAAUAUUUAACAGAGGAUUUUAAACGUCAAAAUGAAAAACUUAAAGAAAGCAAUGCCACAAAGGGUGAUCUGCAGUUAAAACUGGAUGAACUUCAAGCUUCUGAUGUUUCUGUUAAAUAUCGAGAAAAACGCUUGGAGCAAGAAAAGGAGUUGUUACAUAAUCAGAAUACAUGGCUGAACACAGAGUUAAAAACUAAAACCGAUGAACUUCUGGCUCUUGGCAGAGAAAAAGGAAAUGAGAUUCUAGAGCUUAAAUGUAAUCUUGAAAACAAAAAAGAGGAGGUUUCUAGAAUGGAAGAACAGAUGAAUGGCUUGAAAACAUCAAAUGAGAAUCUUCAAAAGCAUGUAGAAGAGCUAUUGACCAAACUGAAAGAGGCCAAGGAACAGCAGGCCAGUAUGGAAGAGAAAUUCCACAAUGAAUUAAAUGCUCAUAUAAAGCUCUCUAAUCUAUACAAGAGUGCUGCCGAUGACUCAGAAGCAAAGAGCAAUGAACUGACCCGAGCAGUGGAUGAACUACACAAACUUUUGAAAGAAGCUGGAGAAGCCAAUAAAGCAAUACAGGAUCAUCUUUUAGAAGUGGAGGAAUCUAAAGAUCAAAUGGAAAAAGAAAUGCUUGAGAAAAUAGGGGAAUUGGAGAAGGAAUUACAGAACGCAAAUGACCUGCUUUCUGCCACAAAACGUAAAGGAGCUAUAUUAUCUGAAGAAGAGCUUGCAGCUAUGUCUCCUACUGCAGCAGCUGUAGCUAAGAUAGUGAAGCCCGGCAUGAAAUUAACCGAGCUGUAUAAUGCUUAUGUGGAAACUCAGGAUCAGUUGCUUUUGGAGAAACUAGAGAAUAAAAGAAUUAAUAAGUAUCUAGAUGAAAUAGUGAAAGAAGUUGAAGCCAAAGCACCAAUUUUGAAACGCCAGCGUGAGGAGUAUGAACGUGCACAGAAAGCUGUGGCAAGUUUAUCUGUUAAGCUUGAACAAGCUAUGAAGGAGAUUCAGCGAUUGCAGGAGGACACUGAUAAAGCUAACAAACAUUCAUCUGUGCUUGAAAGAGACAAUCAAAGGAUGGAAAUACAAAUAAAAGAUCUUUCACAACAGAUUAGAGUGCUUUUGAUGGAACUUGAAGAAGCAAGGGGUAAUCAUGUAAUUCGUGAUGAAGAAGUAAGCUCUGCUGAUAUAAGUAGUUCAUCUGAAGUAAUAUCACAGCAUCUAGUAUCUUAUAGAAAUAUUGAAGAACUUCAACAGCAAAAUCAGCGUCUCUUAGUGGCCCUUAGGGAACUUGGGGAAACGAGAGAAAGAGAAGAACAAGAAACAACUUCAUCUAAAAUUGCUGAGCUUCAGCUAAAACUUGAGAAUGCCCUCACUGAAUUAGAACAACUCCGUGAGUCACGACAACAUCAAAUGCAGCUUGUUGAUUCCAUAGUUCGUCAGCGUGACAUGUACCGUAUUUUGUUGUCACAAACAACAGGAGUUGCCAUUCCUUUACAAGCUUCAAGCUUAGAUGAUAUUUCUCUUGCAUCAACUCCAAAACGUUCAAGUACGUCCCAGACUGCUUCCACUCCUGCUCCAGUACCUGUAAUUGAGUCAGCAGAGGCCAUAGAAGCCAAGGCUGCCCUUAAACAGUUGCAGGAAAUUUUUGAGAAUUACAAAAAAGAAAAGGCAGAUAAUGAAAAAAUACAAAAUGAGCAACUUGAGAAACUUCAGGAUCAAAUUACAGAUUUACGAUCACAAAACACCAAAAUUUCUACACAGCUGGACUUUGCUUCUAAACGUUACGAAAUGCUACAAGAUAACGUUGAAGGAUAUCGUCGAGAAAUCACAUCCCUACAUGAGAGAAAUCAGAAACUCACUGCAACAACUCAAAAGCAGGAACAGAUCAUCAAUACAAUGACGCAGGAUUUGAGAGGAGCAAAUGAAAAGCUAGCUGUUGCGGAAGUAAGAGCAGAAAACUUGAAAAAGGAAAAGGAAAUGCUUAAAUUGUCAGAAGUCCGUCUUUCUCAGCAAAGGGAGUCUUUAUUAGCUGAACAAAGAGGGCAAAACUUGCUGCUCACUAAUCUGCAAACAAUUCAGGGAAUAUUAGAGCGAUCUGAAACAGAAACCAAACAAAGGCUUAGUAGCCAGAUAGAAAAACUGGAACAUGAGAUAUCUCAUCUAAAGAAGAAGCUGGAAAAUGAGGUGGAACAAAGGCAUACGCUCACUAGAAAUCUAGAUGUUCAACUUUUAGAUACAAAGAGACAGCUGGAUACUGAGACAAAUCUUCAUCUUAACACAAAAGAACUAUUAAAAAAUGCUCAAAAGGAAAUUGCUACAUUGAAACAGCACCUCAGUAAUAUGGAAGUCCAGCUUGCCUCUCAGUCCUCACAGAGAACUGGUAAAGGUCAGCCCACCAACAAAGAAGAUGUGGAUGAUCUUCUAAGUCAGCUAAGGCAGGCAGAGGAGCAGGCGAAUGAUUUAAAGGAGAGACUCAAAACAAGUACUAGUAAUGUGGAACAGUAUCGAGCAAUGGUUACUAGUUUAGAAGAAUCUCUUAACAAGGAAAAACAGGUGACAGAAGAAGUACGUAAGAAUAUUGAAGUUCGUUUAAAAGAGUCAGCGGAAUUUCAGACACAGUUGGAAAAGAAAUUGAUGGAAGUUGAGAAGGAAAAACAGGAACUUCAGGAUGACAAGAGAAAAGCCAUAGAGAGCAUGGAACAACAGUUAUCUGAGUUAAAGAAAACACUCAACAGCGUUCAGAACGAAGUACAAGAAGCUCUUCAGAGAGCAAGCACAGCUUUGAGUAAUGAGCAGCAAGCCAGACGUGACUGUCAGGAACAGGCUAAAAUAGCUGUGGAAGCUCAGAAUAAGUAUGAGAGAGAACUGAUGCUACAUGCUGCUGAUGUUGAAGCUCUACAAGCUGCCAAGGAACAGGUUUCCAAAAUGGCAUCAGUCCGUCAGCAUUUGGAAGAAACAACCCAGAAAGCAGAAUCACAGUUACUGGAGUGUAAAGCAUCUUGGGAGGAAAGAGAGAGAAUGUUAAAGGAUGAAGUUUCCAAGUGUAUGUCUCGCUGUGAAGAUUUGGAGAAACAAAACAGAUUACUUCAUGAUCAGAUUGAAAAAUUAAGUGACAAGGUUGUCGCCUCUGUGAAGGAAGGUGUACAAGGUCCCUUGAAUGUAUCUCUUAAUGAAGAAGGAAAAUCUCAAGAACAAAUUCUAGAAAUUCUCAGAUUUAUACGACGAGAAAAAGAAAUCGCUGAAACCAGGUUUGAGGUGGCUCAGGUUGAGAGUCUGCGUUAUCGACAAAGAGUUGAGCUUUUAGAAAGAGAACUGCAGGAACUGCAGGAUAGUCUGAAUGCUGAAAGAGAGAAAGUCCAGGUAACUGCAAAAACAAUGGCUCAGCAUGAAGAACUGAUGAAGAAAACUGAAACAAUGAAUGUAGUGAUGGAGACCAAUAAGAUGCUAAGAGAAGAGAAAGAGAGGCUGGAACAGGAUCUACAGCAGAUGCAAGCAAAGGUAAGGAAACUGGAGUUAGAUAUUUUACCCUUACAAGAAGCAAAUGCUGAGCUAAGUGAAAAAAGCGGUAUGUUGCAAGCAGAGAAGAAGUUACUAGAAGAAGAUGUCAAACGUUGGAAAGCACGGAACCAGCAUCUAGUAAGUCAACAGAAAGAUCCAGAUACAGAAGAAUAUCGGAAGCUCCUUUCUGAAAAGGAAGUUCAUACUAAGCGUAUUCAACAGUUGACUGAAGAAAUUGGGAGACUUAAAGCUGAGAUUGCAAGAUCAAAUGCAUCUUUGACCAACAAUCAGAACUUAAUCCAGAGCCUGAAGGAAGACUUAAAUAAAGUAAGAACUGAAAAGGAAACCAUUCAAAAGGACUUAGAUGCCAAAAUAAUUGAUAUCCAAGAAAAGGUCAAAACUAUUACUCAAGUCAAGAAGAUUGGGCGUAGGUACAAGACUCAAUAUGAAGAACUUAAAGCACAACAGGAUAAGGUCAUGGAGACCUCGGCUCAGUCUUCUGGAGACCACCAGGAACAGCAUGUCUCAGUUCAGGAAAUGCAGGAGCUUAAAGAAACCCUCAAUCAAGCUGAAACAAAGGCAAAAUCACUAGAGAGUCAAAUAGAAAAUCUGCAGAAGACAUUAUCCGAAAAAGAGGCAGAAGCAAGAAAUCUGCAGGAGCAAACUGUGCAGCUUCAGUCUGAGCUUUCACGACUUCGUCAGGAUCUUCAAGAUAGAACCACACAAGAGGAGCAGCUCCGACAGCAGAUAACUGAAAAGGAAGAAAAAACAAGAAAGGCCAUAGUAGCAGCAAAGUCAAAGAUUGCACAUUUAGCUGGUGUAAAAGAUCAGCUAACUAAAGAAAAUGAGGAGCUUAAACAAAGGAAUGGAGCCUUAGAUCAGCAGAAAGAUGAAUUGGAUGUUCGAAUGACUGCUCUUAAAUCCCAGUAUGAAGGUCGAAUUAGUCGCUUGGAAAGAGAACUCCGAGAGCAUCAAGAGAGACACCUGGAGCAGAGAGAUGAGCCUCAAGAACCUACUAAUAAGGUCCCAGAACAGCAGAGACAGAUCACAUUGAAAACAACUCCAGCUUCUGGUGAAAGAGGAAUUGCCAGCACAUCAGACCCACCAACAGCCAAUAUCAAACCAACUCCUGUUGUGUCUACUCCAAGUAAAGUGACAGCUGCAGCUAUGGCUGGGAAUAAGUCAACACCCAGAGCUAGUAUCCGCCCAAUGGUCACACCUGCAACUGUUACAAAUCCUACUACUACCCCAACAGCGACAGUGAUGCCCACUACACAAGUAGAGUCACAGGAAGCUAUGCAGUCAGAAGGGCCUGUGGAACAUGUUCCAGUUUUUGGAAGCACAAGUGGUUCUGUCCGCUCUACUAGUCCUAACGUCCAGCCUUCUAUCCCUCAACCCAUUUUAACUGUUCAGCAACAAACACAGGCUACAGCUUUUGUGCAGCCCACCCAACAGAGUCAUCCUCAGAUUGAGCCUGCAAAUCAAGAGCUGUCCCCCAACAUAGUAGAAGUUGUACAGAGUUCACCAGUUGAACGGCCUUCUACUUCCACAGCAGUAUUUGGCACUGUGUCAGCUACCCCAAGUUCUUCUUUGCCUAAACGGACACGUGAAGAGGAAGAGGAUAGCACCAUAGAAGCAUCAGACCAAGUCUCUGAUGAUACAGUGGAAAUGCCUCUUCCAAAGAAGUUGAAAAGUGUUACCCCUGUAGGAACUGAGGAAGAAGUUAUGGCAGAAGAAAGUACUGAUGGAGAGGUAGAAACUCAAGUAUACAACCAAGAUUCUCAAGAUUCCAUAGGAGAAGGAGUUACCCAGGGAGAUUAUACUCCAAUGGAAGACAGUGAAGAAACCUCUCAGUCUCUACAAAUAGACCUUGGACCCCUUCAGUCAGAUCAGCAAACAACAACUUCGUCCCAAGAUGGUCAGGGCAAAGGAGAUGAUGUCAUUGUGAUUGACAGUGAUGAUGAAGAAGAGGAUGAUGAUGAAAAUGAUGGAGAACAUGAGGAUUAUGAGGAAGAUGAGGAAGAUGAUGACGAUGAUGAAGAUGACACAGGGAUGGGAGACGAGGGUGAGGACAGUAACGAAGGCACUGGUAGUGCAGAUGGCAAUGAUGGCUAUGAAGCUGAUGAUGCCGAGGGUGGUGAUGGGACUGAUCCAGGUACAGAAACAGAAGAAAGUAUGGGUGGAGGUGAAAGUAAUCAGAGAGCUGCUGAUUCUCAAAACAGUGGUGAAGGUAAUACAGGUACUGCAGAGUCCUCUUUUUCCCAGGACAUUUCUAGAGAACAGCAGCCAUCAUCAGCAUCUGAAAGACAGACUCCUAGAGCACCUCAGUCUCCAAGACGCCCUCCACACCCUCUUCCCCCACGACUGACCAUUCAUGCUCCACCUCAAGAAUUGGGACCACCAGUACAGAGAAUUCAGAUGACUCGGAGGCAGUCUGUAGGACGGGGACUUCAGUUGACUCCAGGAAUCGGUGGCAUGCAGCAUUUUUUUGAUGAUGAAGACAGAACAGUUCCAAGUACUCCAACUCUUGUGGUGCCACAUCGUACUGAUGGAUUUGCUGAAGCAAUUCAUUCCCCACAGGUUGCUGGUGUUCCUAGAUUCCGGUUUGGGCCACCUGAAGAUAUGCCACAAACAAGUUCAAGUCACUCUGAUCUUGGCCAGCUUGCUUCUCAAGGAGAAUUGUCUUUAGGUUUAGGAAUGUAUGAAACACCCCUCUUCCUAGCUCAUGAAGAAGAGUCAGGUGGCCGAAGUGUUCCCACUACCCCUCUACAGGUAGCAGCCCCAGUGACUGUGUUUACUGAGAGUACCACCUCUGAUGCUUCGGAGCAUGCCUCUCAGUCUGUUCCAAUGGUGACAACAUCCACUGGCACUUUAUCCACAACAAAUGAAACAGCAACAGGUGAUGAUGGAGAUGAAGUAUUUGUGGAGGCAGAAUCUGAAGGUAUUAGUUCAGAAGCAGGCCUAGAAAUUGAUAGCCAGCAGGAAGAAGAACCUGUUCAGGCAUCUGAUGAGUCGGAUCUUCCUUCUACAAGCCAGGAUCCUCCAUCCAGCUCUUCUGUAGAUACUAGCAGUAGUCAACCAAAGCCUUUCAGACGAGUCAGACUUCAGACAACAUUGAGACAAGGUGUCCGUGGUCGUCAGUUUAACAGACAGAGAGUUGACUCUUCCUUUGCCCGUGGGUCUAAGGACAUUUGUACCAGACAUUGGAUAAGCUCCUCCCAAAACGAGUAGUGACGACUCUUGCUGUUCUACUGGGUUCAUCGAUGUUAUAGUAUUGAUCUAAAUAGAAGAGAAAUCAUUUUUUAAUUAAGAAAACAAAACGCUUAAACUUAAAAAUAGUUUGUGUUGAAAAUGUUUAUCAUUUUAAUAUCAGAAAUGUUUGUAUUGAUUAAUUUGAGCUUUCUGACAAAAAUAAAAACAGUUAACCUUGA
Ailuropoda melanoleuca (giant panda) is the source of this 7618-nucleotide messenger RNA. It is a transcript of the gene TPR, whose product is annotated as translocated promoter region, nuclear basket protein. Bases 72 to 7418 code for a protein of 2448 amino acids. The record is from RefSeq and is a predicted model, not a curated record. Gene Ontology annotation, cellular component: nuclear pore. Gene Ontology annotation, molecular function: structural constituent of nuclear pore. The transcript has 52 exons. NCBI's taxonomy places the organism in Eukaryota, Metazoa, Chordata, Mammalia, Carnivora, Ursidae. Gene Ontology annotation, biological process: mRNA export from nucleus; protein import into nucleus; regulation of mitotic spindle assembly.